AUGAAUUGGUUGCUUGCAAACGUGGUAGUCCACUUCUUCUUGGAAUUUGUUGAACAACAAAACAAAGGAACAUCAUAUAAUGAUUUGAAGUUUAUUUCUACAAAUGGUCACCCAAAAGAACUUUUCUUAUCUAGUGACCCUCAUGCCCUUGUUGAACACAUGAAAAAGGUCUUGGUGAUUGAGGAUAGUGAAGUUGUUCAUAUUAAGGAUGGAGGAGUGACUAUUCUCAAGUUUGAGCAAGGCAAGGGCAAAGACGUAGAAAACAUUUCAAGACCAGCUUCUGUCCAAAGGUCACUGUCUAUUCUUGAGAUGGAGGUAGAGCAAAUAAACAAGGGCAAAUAUGAACAUUACAUGCAGAAAGAGAUUCAUGAGCAGCCGAAAUAUUUAACAGCCACCAUGAGGGGCCGCCUUAUACUUAGUGGUUCCAGCAAGUGGAAAAGUGUUUUGUUGGGUGGAUUGAAGGAUCAUUUGAAAACUAUUAGGAGGGGUAGAAGAAUUGUUUUUAUUGGAUGUGGAACUAGCUAUAAUGCUACUUUCGCUGCUAGACCUAUAUUGGAAGAACUUUCAGGUAUACCUGUGACAAUGGAGAUUGCAAGAAAUGGUGCUUUAUGUGUUGGAAUUACAAACACUGUUGGUAGUGCUAUAGCUCGAAACACACAUUGUGGUGUUCAUAUGAAUGUUGGUAGUGAGAUUGGUGUCACAAGUACCAAGGCAUAUACAAGUCAAAUAGUGGUGAUGGCUAUGGUGGCUCUAGCAAUUGGAGCUGACACAAUCUCUUCUAAACCACGAAGAGAAGCAAUCAAGAAAGCCUUAUACAUUUGCCAAGCUGGUCCUGUAGUAGCUGAAGCUAUGUUUGUAAACUGUGAAGAGAUUCCAGACUAUCCAAAAUAUAGGGACCCUGUGAGUUGCUUUAAUAAGGAUGAAGAGAAGAAGAUGGGUACAAUUGUGAAGGAAGAUUUUUGUGGUCCGGAUAGAUAUAACACCAUGGGAUUUGACAUCAUGGAAGGUAAAAAAAAAUAUAAACUUCCAACUGUUUCAUUCAUCAUUUUCAAAUCUCUGAAGGUUGAUGAUGAAAGUGAAUAG
Molecule: messenger RNA, 1083 nt
Organism: Lactuca sativa (garden lettuce)
Lineage: Eukaryota; Viridiplantae; Streptophyta; Magnoliopsida; Asterales; Asteraceae
Source: RefSeq, a predicted model, not a curated record